This is a messenger RNA of Colletotrichum lupini, 843 nucleotides long. Its product is annotated as HET domain-containing protein. The coding region runs from base 1 to 843 and encodes 280 amino acids. The transcript is spliced from 2 exons. NCBI's taxonomy places the organism in Eukaryota, Fungi, Ascomycota, Sordariomycetes, Glomerellales, Glomerellaceae. The record is from RefSeq and is a predicted model, not a curated record.
AUGCGUCUAAUCGAUGUGAACACACUCCUGCUGGAGGAGUUCAUGGGCCGGUGUUCCCAUCGUCGGUUCACCCGCGGCUGGACAUUACAAGAGCUCUCGGCCCCGAGGCGGAUGUACCUCUUUGACAAGAGCUGGAGGAUCCUAGGAUCGCGGCAAGACUUCGCGCCUGAAGUUUCAAACAUCACCGGAAUAAGAAACGAGUACGUUUCCGGCGCCAAGUCAGUCUUGGACGCGAGCAUCUCGGAGGUAUUUUCCCGGCUGGCGGGCCGGGAGACGACAAGUCUCGAAGACAUGGCUUAUCCCGUGCUCGGGCUUCUCGGUCUCAACAUGCCGUUGCUUUACGGCGAGCGCUCGGCGGCAUGUAUGCGCCUCCAGGAGGAGUUGAUCCGCAUCUCGGACGACCAGACGAUCUUCUGUUGGACGUGGGAUCAUACGACCCCACACAACUGUAGUAGUCUACUCGCACCAUCGCCUUCGGUCUUCAAGGGCGGCGACCGUUUCCUCUGCGGGUCCGAGACUGACGAGCACAUUGUCGGAUGGAGAAAGGCCAUAUCGUACUCGAUGACGAACGUAGGUCUACGCAUCCGUUUGCCCACGCUGAGGAUAUCGGGUCUGGACCUUUCCGUCUUGAACGUAUCCGAAAAGAGAAGCGAUUCGGGAGAGCAGGACCCUAUCACAGGUCGUGUCUGUAUUCCUCUCAUGACGAACAACUACCUCGAUGAGGUCUAUGGCGUCUCGUCGACACUGAUUGACGACUCUGUGCUUAGUGCUCAACGAUGGCCGAUUCCCGGACAACCCAUACCUGUCUACGAGCUGAGGAACAUAUACCCCUCCUCCCUAUAG